UCGGCUCGGCUCGGCUCGGCUCGGCUCUCUGCCGGAGCCGGUGAUGCCGGUCCUGGAUCAGCGCUGCCCCCGCCGUUCCUCUCCGUCCCUGCGGCGGGCGAGCGCGGCGGCGGGGGGCUGAGGGCCCAGCCCGCGGCCUGCCCGCCGCUAUGGUGCCCUGGGGAGCGGUGCUGUGGCGGCGGCUGCUGAGGAAGCGCUGGGUGCUUGGCGUCGUCUUCGGGCUAUCCCUCGUCUACUUCCUCACGAGCACGUUCAAGCAGGAAGAGAGGAUGGUGAGAGAUCGGAAUCUCCUCCAAGUGCAGGAGCACGAGCAGCCGAUCAUGUGGAAGGUGAAGUUCAGUUCGGGAAACAGCAGUCAGCUGAGUAACCAGUGCAGGAAUUCUGUGCAGGGGAAGCUCCUCAUUACAGAUGAACUGGGCUACAUCUGUGAGAGGAAGGACCUACUGGUAAAUGGCUGUUGUAAUGUCAACGUGCCCAGUACAAAGCUGUACAGCUGUGAGAGCUGCCUUCCCAACGGCUGCUGCAGUAUCUAUGAGUACUGUGUUUCCUGUUGCCUGCAGCCCAGCAAGGUGCAGAGUUGUUCUCCUGCUUUUCAGCAACAUCUUCUGGAACGUUUCUUGAACCGGGCAGCUAUUGCUUUCCAAAACCUCUUCAUGGCAGUGGAAGAUCACUUUGAGUUGUGUCUGGCAAAAUGCAGGACUUCAUCACAGAGCGUGCAACAUGAGAACACCUACAGAGAUCCAAUUGCAAAAUACUGCUAUGGUGAAUAUCCCCCCGAGCUUCUGCCUGUUUGAAAGCUGCAUGAUCUAUGCAACAAAGGGGAGGAACCGGAGACUAGAAUCCAAAAGAGCAAGACAACACCUCUUGCUUUACAGAAGCCUCAGUGUAAAAGGCUGAUGUUUUUUCUGGGGAUAAAUCCAGGGGUGUACAGUGUAAGCAAGGGACUCCAGGAUUGAAUCUUGUUUUCUUCAGUUUGUUAUGCACCUGCUUUAGGUACUAGUGUUGUACUAGUGCUGUUUUUGAAUACUUUCUGUACAUUUUAGGAUGCACAGAGUUGAUCCAGGCUAUAAAACAUGAGAAAAAUACCUAAUGUAGCUUUUCAGCUGGACAUGAAGGUUCAGUUGUAUCUCUGCAGUCCAGAGGCUUCCCAGUGUGACAGUAAUAAUGGGAGGAUUUUUGCUUGUAGAGAUUAAAGCAUGUUUGUUGUGCUUCUCUCUCUGGAGCAUUCCUUGACAUGCAUCGUGUACACUACAUAUGUAAUUAUGAAUUAUUUAUUCAUUUUCUAUGGAUUACUAGCUGAAAGUAUUGAUGCUUUGCAUAGCUAGUUGUUGAUGCCUUUCAGUCCCUGUUUUAUUACGUCAGGUAGAAAGGGUAUUUUAGAUCCUGGAUAAAAUUGUUUUUUUUCCCUCCUUAGUCUAAAGGAAUUGUAUUGGGAUUUGUCACUAGAGUGGUUAUGUUCCUCUUAGUGAGUUUAAAGUAUUCAGAACUCCAAUGGAGUUGUUAUUCUGUCAAAGUCCCAUAGCAUGAGAGAAGAGCAGGGAUCUGCCUAGGGUGGGAUGUUUAUUGUCUUUAAACAUUUUCCUUGUUACUCUGCAACAGUUUCCUCAAAGAGGAGUCUUACUUUUGCAAACAGCUCUCUGCUAAUCCACUUUCUGACAGGGAGCGCUGAAGAUUUGUCUGCUUGAACUUGUUCAGGCCUUGGUAGUUUAAAUGUACUUUGCUCCUGGUUGUGCAGGAGGUAAAAGGGUGGAGUUCUAGGAUUUCAGUUUAAUGAUGUCCUUGUGCGUGGAGUAAUUGGAAUGUCAGAACAUGGACCAAGCCCUCCUCUGAGGACAACUGUGUUGCAUGAGUUCAGUUAAACAGCAAUGAUGGCUUUGAUUUGCCUUUUGAUAUGUUUGCUACUCUGGGAUUUCAGUCUGAUCAGAAUGGCCCUAGAACAGGGGUGGUUCUCCCACAAUCUCUCCUAGCUCUCUAAGGCUGCAAUUGAAACUGUCUCCUUCUUAAGGCAACACAGAGAAGAUGGGUAGAGAACCUGUAAAAUGCUGACUAAAUUUGUGCUCCCCCUGCAAGUCACUGCAAAGUCCAACUGUCAGACAAAAUCGGGCUGUUCUUUUCUAUAUGCAGAGCCUCAUUUCUUUUGUUUUAACCCUGUCCAUCUCCUCCGUGAUUUUGACUUUGUGGCUGUGUGUUUGUUUAAACUGGUAGUUCCCAUUCCCUGACUGAAAUAAAA
Pezoporus flaviventris is the source of this 2230-nucleotide messenger RNA. RefSeq names its product SREBF pathway regulator in golgi 1 (gene SPRING1). The transcript is spliced from 5 exons. The record is from RefSeq and is a predicted model, not a curated record. Gene Ontology annotation, biological process: positive regulation of SREBP signaling pathway. NCBI's taxonomy places the organism in Eukaryota, Metazoa, Chordata, Aves, Psittaciformes, Psittacidae. Bases 150 to 794 code for a protein of 214 amino acids.